This is a messenger RNA of Centruroides sculpturatus (bark scorpion), 4942 nucleotides long. Its product is annotated as transmembrane protein 94-like. The record is from RefSeq and is a predicted model, not a curated record. NCBI's taxonomy places the organism in Eukaryota, Metazoa, Arthropoda, Arachnida, Scorpiones, Buthidae.
GCACGUGGUGUCGCUUGACUCGCUUCUGUUGAAGUUCAUGGUUGCGGUUGGAUCGAUACGCGAUGUUUUAUUAUUGCGAAAUAUUUUCAUUUAUGUUUUCAUAAAAUGAAUUCAAUUAAGGAUGAAAGGACAUUUUAAAAUUAUUCUUUAUUGUAAUUCAGUAUUACUUAACACUUAUUAUUUUGUCUAAAGAUGUCCAUUAACAAAUUCUACGGAUUGACUACCCAGCAAGCUUUUAAUGAACUUCAUUAUUCUAUUAAGAAGGAAUUGGAAAACUGUGAUUGUUAUCUACAUCAAUCUAGUUGGUUCUGCAGUUCCUGGUUUCGAGAAGCUUUUCACCAUGAUAGUGAACACUCAACAUUUCGUUGGACUAGUAUACUCUUAUUAACAGUUGAAGCUAUUGUAUUUAUGGUUUGCUAUGGAGUUGGAGGUACUAUGAGAAAAGCAUAUUUGCCAAUUGAAAGCUUUUUUUUAUUAUUUUUACUCCUGCUGAAUGUGAUUAUAGUUUGUUGGGAUAAUAUGUUGAGACAUAAGGAAAUGCAUAAUAAAGCAGAAACACUUUUAAAAUGCAUUGAAGAAUGUUCAAAAUAUGCUGAUGAAAGUCCUGAACAAUAUCCUCAUUUAUAUAUGCCUCAGUCACCCUGCAUAUCACUUCAGUGGACACAAAGAAAUGGAAAAAUUGUGAAUUUGCCAUGCCAUUUUCUAGUCAAAAACGAUAUCAUUAUUUUGAGGCCAGGUCAUUUUGCACCAGGAAGAUGCGCUGCAUUGAAGAGAUUUGCUCUUCAACAUGCUUUAAAACGUCCACCUACACUUUUUAAUCGAGAACGACAUAUGGUUGUGUCUUAUUACAUGGAAUGUAUCAUAAUUCCUAUUUUAGUGGUUUUGACCGUGUGUAUUGGGAUUUUUCAUUCUGUUUAUUUAGCACCAGAACAAUCAAGUUGGACUGAAUUAAUUGUCUUUCGUCCUGCUUUAACAAUCCUUCCACUUUUAUCUUUGGCAUUACCAUUUUGCUGGUUAUUAUUGAAUGUGUGUGGUAUGGCUCGACUUUUACUUUUAGUGCAACUUUACAAAGCUGAACAAAAACCCUUUGAUCCUUUUGAAGAAUUAGAAGAAAGUUCUACUAUUCCUAUUCAGACAGUUAAUUGGAAGGAUAUUAGAUAUUAUUUUACUGAUUUACUGUUUGGAAGAAAAGGGUUUUUGUGGCGCUCAGCCAAUGUAAUGCAAGUGCUUGGAAGUAUAACAGCAUUAUGUUGUGUCGAUAAGAAAGGUAUUUUAUCAUGGCCAAAUCCAACAGCUGAAAAAGUAUUUUUUUUAAAAUCUGCUCAUUGUAAAACUGAUUCUGAAGAUAAUGCAUAUUUCUCAACGCCAUCGAUUGAUAUGGAUGAAGCUAUUGUUCGAGAAGAUUUUAAAUCAGAAGAGAGAUAUCAUGAAUGUCAACACCAUCCAGAAAAAUUUGAAAAAAACAAAGAUUCUCAAGAUCAUAUUUAUCAUCCUGAAAGUCAAGUUGAAGUUCUGGAUCUUACUCAUAGCAUAAAUGGUCCAUUUGGACUUCAGUUUGAUGAACCUAAAUGGAAAAAGUACUUAUCUAAUUUGAAACCAUUGGGAUUAAGUAUUUUAUUAAAUACAUGUAAUCCAUCUAGUCAAGAGCAUUAUUCACAAUUCUGUGAUCAUAUUGCUUGUGAAUCUCUUCAUAACGAUGCUGCCGUUCCAGUAGUUAAUAAGAGAUGUCUUUGUGAACUUGCUAAAUUAAUAGGUUUUACUGACCAAGCUGUUGAUGGCUAUGAUUUUAAACAUCAUUUAGCUCUCUUCAGACAUGUUCGACCAGAAUUAAUUCAGAAAGGUCGCCUUGCAAGAUCACUCAACUUCCCAAGAUUAAAAAUGCCAUUUCCGACUAUGUCAUGUGCAGUAAUUAAAGACAUUCCAAGAGGUAAAUUAUUCAAUUUUUUCAAGGUAGUACACGAUGUGAGUGUACNUGCAGAUUUACUUUUAGAUGUAUGUAGUGAAUAUUGGGAUGGACAAGAUUUGUGCAGCUUAACAGAGUCAGAUAGGAAACGCAUUCUUGAUUUUUAUCAUCGUUCAAGUUUGACAGCCUAUUGCAUGGCAUUUGCUUAUGGACCAUUUGAAUUGUGUUCGGAUGAACAAUUUUUUGACAAAUAUAUGGAACUUUCAUCAGACAGUAGUCAUCUUUUUCAUUCUUCAAAAACUGGAUCUGUAAGGAAACGCAUUCUUGAUUUUUAUCAUCGUUCAAGUUUGACAGCCUAUUGCAUGGCAUUUGCUUAUGGACCAUUUGAAUUGUGUUCGGAUGAACAAUUUUUUGACAAAUAUAUGGAACUUUCAUCAGACAGUAGUCAUCUUUUUCAUUCUUCAAAAACUGGAUCUGUAAGAUCAUGGGACAGACAAUCUUUAGAAGGCAAAGGUAAAACUAUACUUAGUCGACAUUUAAGCACCGAUUCCAUCCUGUUAAAAACUCAUGAAGAUGAUGAUAGUUCUGCACAAAUUGAAAACUGCCUUCAACAGAUUGGUAAUGAAAUCUUUAUUGGAAUGGUAACCAUGCAAUAUCAAGCAUGUAGGGAUUUUGUGCAGUUAAUAGAACAGUUAGACAAAGCUUGUAUUCGAUUUGUUCAUUUUUCCAAAGAAAAUGAAUUGCGAAGCAGAGUUUUCUCAGAAAAAAUGGGACUGGAAUCUGGUUGGAAUUGCCAUAUUUCUCUGCUUGGUGAGGGAACAAGAACAGAAAAUGAUGGUUCAACAAAUCAGCAAACAUCAUCUCAAACAAAAUCUAAAAUUGCUGGAUUACAUUAUAAAAUAGCAUCAUCUGAGAAUGUGCAAGAAACUUCAAAUGAUUGCAUAGGUACUAAACCCGCUAGAUGUGUAAGUGCACCAAGUUUAAUAAACCUAGAUAUUACCACUGUAAAAUUUGAAGAUGAAAUUAGUAUGUAUUCAAAAAGUGAAGACUCAAUGUCUGAUACACAUUCAGCAACCUCUAGGGAUCAAAUGUUACCACAGUGCAUAUCAGAUCAUUCUCCCCGAUUAAUUAGUAGUGAUAUGACUAAUAAAAAACUGUUGACUCUUGAUAUGUCUCAUCAGUUGGAAGAUAAAUAUUCUCUUGAAGAUGAACCAGAAGGAAAUCUUUCACAUUCUCCAAGUCAUGUGACAGAAAGUACUGAACAAAGUGCACCAGUAACAUUUGAUAUGUCUAAUAGAGCUAAACUUCCAAAAGGCAUUGAAAAUAUUAGACCACAUAUAAAAAAUGUAGAUAAUGUUCCACUUUUGGUAUCACUUUUUACUGAUUGCACUCCCGAAACAACCAAAGAAAUGAUUUGUAUAAUGCAAGAAAAUGGUGAAGUUGUCUGUUGUAUGGGUAGCUCAGCUAAUUGUAGUAAUAUAGCAGUUUUUCUUCAAGCUGAUGCAAGUAUUGCUAUAGAACCAUUAUAUCCGCAACUGUGUAUGCAGCAACCUGUAUUUGACACCCCUUCCAUACCAGAUAAACCAAAGUUAAUAGAAUUAAGUCAACAAAUGAAUAGUUUACCAUGUGCUAUGACCUUUCACAGAGAAGAUCCUGUCAGCAUGUAUCAUUUAAUUAUGGAGGCUCGGCAUUUUUCUGGAAACAUGAGAACUUGCCUGCAAUUUAUGUUAUGUUGUUGUCUAAGCUUAACACUUCUACAAUUACUUUCUAUGUUACUAUUCUUGCCAUCACCUCUACCACCUGCUCAUAUAUUAUGGUUUAUAUGUCUCGAAAUCCCUCUGCUAAGUCUUUCCUUUCUUGGAAAUCCAGUAGAUUGCCAAGUUAUGACUAUUGCGACAGGAAAAAAUUUGGAAGUUGUGAGCAAAGAAACAAUCCUCGUCUUCAUUGGAUGCUACUGUGCAAAAUUUUGCCCUUCUGUAGUCGUAUCUAUUUCUUGUUUUGCGUGUAUGGUAGCACGUUUCUGUAAUCAGUCUAAUAAUUAUGCUCAGGCACCUUGUUGGAUAUUUCAAUAUUCAAAUGAUAAAUCAGAAGUAACAAAUAACUGGCCGUCUAGUCUAACUAUAUCUCAGAACAUUGUUGCAUUAUUUUUAAUAUUAUAUUUUGAAAUGAUAUCCAUGGGGUUUGUCCAACGUUCUUAUCUUAUAUGGAAGAGAAGUCCUUUAACAAACAAAUGCUGGUUAAUAGUUAUACCUAUAAUUUUAUUACUGCAAAUAGUUUUCAGUUUGAUAGAUGUAUCUCUUAAUUCAGAAAAUCUAGAAACAUGCAUUACAAUUCUUAAAGAUGUGCCUUGUUAUGUGUGGAUUAUUGGAUUUUUAUGGCCUCUAUUAUUAAUACCAAUAAAUAUCUUAGUUAAGCGUCAUGAAAUCAAAGUAAAUGUACGACAGCAGAAGAAAGCAAGAUUGGAAUUUGGAACCAAAUUAGGAAUGAAUUCUCCCUUUUAAAUAUAAAUCAAAAGCAUCCAAAUUUUUAUUUAUUGUGUCAUUAAUUAUCAUAGUAAUUUUAACAAAGAAAAUUUUCCUUUAAAUUAUAUAUAUAUUGUUUGUGUACAUAUGUAAAUACUGUAACUUAUAAUUCAUUCACAUUUUAAUACAUAAAUUUCUCCAGAUCAUUAUCUUUUGAUGAGGAUUUUCUAAUAAAAUUUUUGUAAUAUGUUUUGAAAAUAUUGUAAUUUAGUUAGAAUUAUGGAAUGUAUAGAAUUAAUUCAAAUUAUUUUUAGUUUCUGUAAUUUACGGAUUUUUAUUGCUUCAUUUUUAUUAUUUCCUCACAAACCAAGAAUUUUAUACAUUUUACCGACGGAUAAAACUACUUACAUUUUAACAACGGACGCAACCGAAGUCUUCCUCUCUCAUCAUUUAAGUCAAAUGCUGACUUUCACAAGCAAACAUAUUAUCAAUAGCUUUUAAACAAAGAAAGUUAUUGUUGUUAAAAUAUUUUUUAUAUGACUCUUUUCUGUAAAGUAUUUAGUUUGUCAAAUGAAAU